Molecule: messenger RNA, 1092 nt
Organism: Schistosoma margrebowiei
Lineage: Eukaryota; Metazoa; Platyhelminthes; Trematoda; Strigeidida; Schistosomatidae
Source: the annotation of a GenBank genome assembly
AUGCAAUCUCAAGAAGAAUUAAAUUUAGAUCAAUUAAUUGAAGUACUUAGUUAUGAUAAAAAAGAUUUACCAAUUGAAUUAACUGAAAAAACUAUUGCCAAUAAUCAACGUCAAGUUGGUAGUAGUAAAGCUAAAAUUUUAAUGCGUGGAGUUACUGAACAACAAUUAUUAGAUCUUGCUCAUUCAGCACGAGCAUUAUUUAUGAGUGAACCAGUUCUUGUUCAUAUUACUUCACCAUUGAUUAUUGUUGGUGAUUUACAUGGACAGCAUACUGAUUUAUUACAAUAUUUUAAACGAUGCGGUAAACCACCAGAUCAAAAAUAUUUAUUUCUUGGUGAUUAUGUUGACCGUGGUAGACAAUCAUUGGAAACAAUUUCGCUUAUUUUGGCUUAUAAGUUAAAAUAUCCUGAUAAAUUAGCUGUUUUACGAGGAAAUCAUGAAUGUAGUCGUAUAAACCGUAUCUACGGUUUCUAUGAUGAAUGUAAACGUCGUUAUUCAACAAAAUUAUGGAAAGUAUUCACUGAUUGUUUUAACUGUCUUCCUUUAGCCGCACUAGUUGACAAUAGUAUGUUUUGUGCACAUGGAGGAUUAUCACCAGAUUUAAAGAAAUUAGAACAGUUGAAUGAAAUACGACGUCCAACUGAAGUACCAGAUAUGGGUAUUAUUUGUGAUUUAUUAUGGUCAGAUCCUGAUGGAUCAUAUGCUGGUUGGAAAGAAAAUGAACGUGGUGUUUCUUAUACAUUCGGUGAAGAUGCAUUAAUUCGUUUCAUGAAUGAUUGUAAUGUUAAAUUAGUGGUUAGAGCACAUCAAGUUGUUGAAGAUGGUUAUGAAUUUUUUGCUGAUAAAAAGGUUGUAACCGUAUUCAGUGCAGCAAAUUAUUGUGGUGAAUUUGAUAAUGCUGGUGCAGUUAUGCAAAUUAAUGAAGAUUCAGUCUGUUCAUUUGUGAUUUUAAAACCAUAUAUAACUAAAAAGAAGGAAUCGACCUUGGAAGAAUCGGAAUCUACCGGAGACCUUGCAAAGAAAGAAGACUCCAAGGUAAAAGAACAAGAGGAGAUGACACAAUCAGUAACCAACAUACAGAAAUCAAAGUAA